Molecule: messenger RNA, 4170 nt
Organism: Oncorhynchus masou masou (cherry salmon)
Lineage: Eukaryota; Metazoa; Chordata; Actinopteri; Salmoniformes; Salmonidae
Product: 1-phosphatidylinositol 4,5-bisphosphate phosphodiesterase beta-4-like
Exons: 39
Coding region: 246-3986 (1246 amino acids)
Biological process (GO): release of sequestered calcium ion into cytosol; phosphatidylinositol-mediated signaling; lipid metabolic process
Molecular function (GO): phosphatidylinositol-4,5-bisphosphate phospholipase C activity; calcium ion binding
Source: RefSeq, a predicted model, not a curated record
GCUGUGCAUGACAGGAUUUGGAAAGGAGAGGGGCUGUGUGUGUGUUUGUGUGUGUGGUGCGCAUGCUUGUGUGUUCUGUGUUUGAUGUUAAGUACACAGCAACAUGCUCUACAUCAAAACACCCACUUCCUCUACUACAAAUUACUGCAGCGCGAGUUUGAUUCAAUUGCCAAACUGUCCAUUGUUUUACAUGGUUGCUUUCUCCAUUUUUGGGAUUACUGAACGCAAUACAGGUGUGAGCAGCCAUGACUAAGUCCUAUGAGUUUAAUUGGCAGAAGCACCUGCCUGGCUUCAUGCAGGAAGGAGCUUCCUUCGACAGGUUUGACGAGGACCCGUUUCUGUUUGAGCCCAACUGUCUGGUCAAAGUGGACGAGUUUGGAUUCUUCAUCACAUGGAAGAGCGACGGAAAGGAGGGCCAGGUUCUAGAAUGUUCUCUGAUCAACAGUAUUCGAGUCGGAGCCGUGCCAAGGGACCCUAAGAUUCUGUCUUCGUUCGAGGCAGCGGGGAAGAAAGAGGAGGAGCUGGAGGGAUGUGUCAUCUGUGUCUGUAGCGGGACCGAUCUCGUCAACCUCUCCUUCAUGUACAUGGUGGCUGACAGCCCAGACACAGCUAGGAAGUGGACGGAGGGUUUGAGGUCAGUGAUCCACAAUUUCCGAGCCAAUAACGUCUGUCCUAUGACCUGCCUCAAGAAACAUUGGAUGCGGAUGUGCUUUCUGACCAAUGUGAACGGCCAGAUCCCAGUGAGAACCAUCACACGGACAUUUGCGUCUGGGAAAACAGAGAAAGGAAUCUUCCAGGCUCUGAAGGAACUGGGGCUGCCUAGCGGGAAGAACGAUGAGAUAGAACACGCAGCGUUCCCCUUCGACAUCUUCUAUGCCCUGACUCAGAAGAUCUGCCCUCGUACUGACAUCGAGGAGCUCUUCAAGAAAAUCAAUGGGGACAAAAGUGAUUUUUUAAACGUAGACCAGUUAGUCAGCUUUCUGAAUGAAAACCAGCGCGACCCGCGGCUCAAUGAGAUCCUGUUCCCCUUCUACGACCCUAAACGAGCCAUGCAGAUCAUCGAGAAGUACGAGAGAGACCCCGACCUCAAGAAGAAAGGCCGUAUGUCCAGCGAUGGCUUCUGCAGGUAUCUGAUGUCAGAUGAGAAUGCCCCAGUGUUCCUGGACUGUCUGGAGCUCUACCAGGACAUGGAGCAGCCUCUGGCCCACUACUUCAUCGCCUCGUCCCACAACACCUACCUGAACGGGAGGCAGUUCGGAGGGAAGUCCUCCGUGGAGAUGUACAGACAGGUGCUGCUCUCCGGCUGCAGGUGUGUAGAGCUGGACUGCUGGGAUGGGAAAGGAGAAGACCAGGAGCCUAUCAUCACUCAUGGCAAGGCCAUGUGUACUGACAUCCUCUUCAAGGACGUGAUCUCAGCCAUCAGGGAAACUGCCUUUGUGACGUCUGACUACCCCGUCAUCCUGUCAUUUGAAAACCACUGCAGUAAACCCCAGCAGUAUAAGAUGGCUCGUUAUUGUGAGGAGAUCUUUGGAGAAUACCUACUGAGGCAUCCCCUUGAGGGAUUCCCUGUUGAGGCGGGUCGUCCCUUGCCUUCUCCCAACGAUCUCAAACGCAAAAUUCUCAUCAAAAACAAACGCUUGAAACCCGAGGUGGAACAGAAGCAGUUAGAGUCUUUUAAGAAGCACAUGGAGGCAGGAGAGACCAACACACCAGCCAUCUUACUAGGAGCAGAGACAGAGGAAGAUGUGGAGAACGCUCUAGGUGACGUGAAGGAGGUGAUUCCUGACUUGAUGACGUGUACAUCAGAGGAACCUAGUGAAGAGAACAGCCUCAGCACCAGUGUCAGUGUCAGCGACAGUGUCAGUGUCAGUGUGAACAAAGACGGAGAGGAGAGGGAGAGGGACAACAGCAUCAAAAAGGUGGUGGAGGAGGAUCCAACAGAGAUGUCUGAGGCCACAGAAGCAACAGACGCCACAGACAUCUCCGAGGCGUCUGAGGAUAACAACAACAAGAAGACUGGCGAGACGACGGAUGACGAGGAGGCUCUGAUUGCCUCGUACACAUACGUAGGAGCCACCACCAACAUCCACCCCUACCUCUCUGCCAUGGUCAACUACGCACAGCCUGUCAAGUUCCAGAGCUUCGACGUCGCAGAAGAGAGGAACAUCCACCACAACAUGUCGUCAUUUAAUGAGUCCGUGGGUCUGGGUUAUCUGAAGACCAACGCCAUCGAGUUUGUCAACUACAACAAGCGUCAGAUGAGUCGGAUCUACCCUAAAGGAGGCAGGGUGGACUCCAGUAAUUACAUGCCUCAGAUCUUCUGGAACGCAGGCUGCCAGAUGGUCUCCCUUAACUACCAGACCCCAGAUUUGGCCAUGCAGUUGAACCAGGGAAAGUAUGAGUACAAUGGAUCCUGUGGGUAUCUGUUGAAGCCAGACUUCAUGCGUCGCUCAGACAGGAUGUUCGACCCCUUCUCAGAGACACCUGUGGACGGGGUCAUUGCUGCUACCUGCAGUGUACAGGUAUUCUCUGGUCAGUUCCUGUCUGAUAAGAAGAUUGGGACCUACGUGGAGGUGGACAUGUACGGGCUGCCCACGGACACCAUCCGCAAAGAGUUCCGCACGCGCAUGGUGAUGAACAACGGCCUGAACCCUGCCUACAACGAAGAGCCUUUCGUCUUCCGGAAGGUGAUUCUGCCAGACUUGGCUGUGCUGCGCAUAGCUGUGUAUGAUGACAAUAAUAAGCUGAUAGGUCAGAGGAUUCUGCCGUUGGAGGGUCUACAGGCAGGAUACAGACACAUCUCUCUACGCAACGAAGGGAACAAGCCUCUGUCUUUACCCACUGUCUUCUGUAACAUAGUACUCAAGACCUACGUACCCGAAGGCUUCGGAGCCAUCGUGGACGCCCUGUCGGACCCGAAGAAGUUCCUGUCCAUAGCAGAGAAGAGAGCGGACCAGAUGAGAGCUCUGGGGAUUAGUGACAUAGCGGACGUGCCAAACGAGAGUUCAAAGAACGACAAGAAAGGGAAGGUGAACGCCAACGUGAAGACCAACGUCACGCCACAGACCAGCUCGGACCCGGCUCAGUCCUCUAAGUCUGCCCAGAACAACACCACGGAGACCAAGAAGGAUACAAACACCCUCGUGCCGCAUGUGAACAUUGAUGACUUGAAACAGAUGAAGACGUACCUUAAACUGACUAAGAAGCAGCAGAAAGAUCUGAACUCUUUAAAGAAGAAGCACGCCAAGGACUGCACCAUCAUGCAGAAGUCCCACUGCACCCAGGUGGACAAGAUGAUCGCUCUGCACGACAAGGAGAAGCAGACACAGGAGAAGCUGCUGGAGAAGGCCAUCAAGAAGCGAGGAGAAAACAACUGUCUGGAGUUGAAGAAGGAGACUGAGAGUAAAGUGGAGAACCUGACCACAGACCACAAAACCAAGGUGAAGGACAUCACAGCCCAACACACUAAGGAGUGGUCAGAGAUGAUCAACUCCCACAGCAGUAUUGAGCAGGAUAUGAAGGACAUCCACGUGGUCCAGCAGUGUGAAAACCUCAAGAAACUACUGAGUGGAGUCCAGGAACAACAGACUCUCUCGCUCAAACUGAUCCACGAACGGCAGAGCAAGGAGAUGCGGGCCAACCAGGCCAAGACGUCCAUGGAGAACAGCAAGGCCAUCAGCCAGGACAAGACCAUCAAGAACAAGGCCGAGAGGGAGAGGAGAGUUAGAGAGUUGAACAGCAGCAACACCAAAAAGUUCCUUGAGGAGAGGAAAAGGUUGGCUAUGAAGCAUCAGAAGGAGAUGGAGACACUGGAGAAGUCUCAGAAAGAACAGCUAGAGGAACUGGACAAGUUCAAUGAGCAGCUUUUGAAAUCACAUCAUGCCAAUAAACAGUGUCAAGGCCAAGGACAUCCAGCAGAUGGUGAAGCUGGAGGAGGAGAUGGACCGCAGACCAGCCACAGUGGUUUAACCACUCCCACCACCUGAGACACACACAGAAACACACACACACACACUGCCCAGACCAGCCACAGUGGUUUAACCACUCCCACCACCUGAGACACACACAGAAACACACACACACACUGCCCAGACCAGCCACAGUGGUUUAACCACUCCCACCACCUGAGACACACACAGAAACACACACACACACUGCCCAGACCAGCCA